AUGGCGCUCAUCCAUCCCCUCAUCGCCCCCUCGUCGACCAGGCACGACGAGAAGCUCGUACCCAGGGUGUCCACCACCUCCGCUGCCGCCACGCGGCGAAGGCUGACGCUACCGGAGCGGAUCCCGCGCGGCGCGUGGGACUCGCACAUGCACGUCGUCAACCCCACCGCGUACCCGCUGGCCAAGGAGGCCAUCUACUGCCCCAAGACGCACCGGCUCGACCAGGCCCUCUCGUUCGAGGCCUCGGUCGGCAUCGACAACAUGGUGCUCGUGCAGCCGUCCAUCUACGGCAACGACAACGCCUGCCUCCUCGACGCCCUGCGCGCCCUCGGCCCCCGCCGCGGCCGGGCGGUCGUGGCCUUCGAGCCCGGCACCGUGCCCGAGAGUACCCGCAGGGAGUGGCACAGGCUCGGCGUGCGGGGCGUCCGCAUCAACCUGUCGUCGGUCGGCCGGUCGCUCGACGCCGCGGAGCUCGGCGAGCUGCUGCGCCGGUACGCCGACGACUGCCGGCCCCUGGACUGGGUGAUCCAGCUGUACGUGCCCAUGGCCAUGAUGGAGCUGCUGGAGCCCGUCGUGCCGACGCUCGGCGGCGUCCGCGUCUGCGUCGACCACCUCGGCCACCCCUCGGCCGGGGACAUGGCGGCGUCGGGCGGCGACCCCUACGACAUGAGGGGCUUCGCGUCCCUGGCGAGGCUGCUGCAGGCCGGCAGCACCUACGUCAAGCUGUCGGCGCCCUACCGGCUGAGCUCGAGGGCCGACCACGCCGACCUGGAGCCCAUGGCGCGCGAGGUCCUGCGCCUGCGCGGCGGGGAUCGCGUCGUCUUCGCGACGGACUGGCCGCACACGAGGUUCGAGGGCCUCGACAUCCGGCCCUGGAUCGAGACGGUCCUCGGGUGGUGCGGCAACGACGACGUCCUGGUCGACAGGCUCUUCAGGGGCAACGCCGAGGCGCUGUGGAAUACCCGUGGCGGAGCAUGA
This is a messenger RNA of Colletotrichum graminicola M1.001, 978 nucleotides long. RefSeq names its product amidohydrolase. NCBI's taxonomy places the organism in Eukaryota, Fungi, Ascomycota, Sordariomycetes, Glomerellales, Glomerellaceae. Gene Ontology annotation, molecular function: hydrolase activity. Bases 1 to 978 code for a protein of 325 amino acids. The transcript has a single exon. The record is from RefSeq and is a predicted model, not a curated record.